AGUUAAUGUUUUUCAGUGAAUGAGUAGAGUCUAGUUAAAUUUUGUAUCGAAUUGAUUGGAAAAGAAAGGGAAAAAAUGAAAUUGACGGUGAAGGUUUUCGUAAUUUUGCUGUUUUCGAUGUCAAUUAACUUAAUAAAAGCAGCACCACAAGAAAAAUCCGACGAUGUUUGUGAUGAAACCACUGAACCUGUGCCAUCUUCUGGUAUUCCCAACUCGUGUGGUGAUAGAUUAGGCGCAUGUAUGGAAUGGUGCAAUCCAAUUAUCAGACAUUCUAAUCAAGAUGAAUGUCCAGAUGGAACUUUUUGUUGUAUUCUCGUUACAUAAAAACAUAAAUUAAGAAUUGUUAAAUAUACAUUUAAUAUGCUGAUGAUUGUCUACGUAAUUUUGAAUCAUUAAUGUCAAAUAAAUGUCUAUUAAAAAGCAAUGUAGAUUACAA
Clunio marinus is the source of this 436-nucleotide messenger RNA. NCBI's taxonomy places the organism in Eukaryota, Metazoa, Arthropoda, Insecta, Diptera, Chironomidae. The record is from the annotation of a GenBank genome assembly.